This is a messenger RNA of Ostreococcus lucimarinus CCE9901, 960 nucleotides long. RefSeq lists its product with no specific name. Lineage: Eukaryota; Viridiplantae; Chlorophyta; Mamiellophyceae; Mamiellales; Bathycoccaceae. Gene Ontology annotation, cellular component: TORC1 complex; TORC2 complex. The coding region runs from base 1 to 960 and encodes 319 amino acids. The record is from RefSeq and is a predicted model, not a curated record. The transcript has a single exon. Gene Ontology annotation, molecular function: protein binding. Gene Ontology annotation, biological process: regulation of actin cytoskeleton organization; TOR signaling.
AUGCCGACGCCGAGCGUCGUGCUCGCGACGGCGGGAUACGACCACACCGUGCGGUUCUGGGAGGCGACGCGCGGGGUGUGCUAUCGAACGCUGCAGUACGCGGACUCGCAGGUGAACAAGCUGGAGAUCACGCCGGACAAGCGAUACCUCGCGGCGGCGGGGAAUCCGCACGUGCGGUUGUUCGAGGUGAACGCGUCGAACCCGCAGGCGGUGACGUCGUACGAUGGACACACGGGGAACGUGACGGCGGUGGGAUUCGAGCCGCACGGGAGCUGGAUGUACACGGGGAGCGAGGACGGGACGGUGAAGAUUUGGGAUUUGCGCGCGGGAGGGUAUCAGCGAGAGUACGAGAGUCGAGGCGCGGUGACGAGCGUGGUGUUGCAUCCGAACGGGACGGAGCUGAUGAGCGCGGAUCAGAAUGGGAACAUUCGAGUGUGGGAUUUGACGGCGAACGCGUGCUCGUGCGAACUCGUGCCAGAGGUAGGAACGGCGGUGCAAUCGCUCACGGUCGCGGGCGAUGGGUCCAUGGUGGUGGCGGGAAAUAGUAAAGGGACGUGUUACGUGUGGAAAUUACAGCCCGGGUCGAAGACGACGGCGCAUUUUGAGCCGUUGCACAAGCUCAACUCGCACAACGGGUACGUGUUAAAGUGUUUAAUUUCCCCGGAUUGUCGCUUACUCGCCACGACGUCGAGCGAUAAGACGGUCAAACUAUGGAAUUUAGAUGGGUUCAAGCUCGAGCGCGUGCUCGAGGGUCAUCAGCGCUGGGUGUGGGAUUGUGUCUUUAGCGUCGACGCAGCCUAUCUCGUCACCGCGAGUUCGGACACCACCGCGCGCCUGUGGGAUUGCUCCACGGGCGAAGCCAUUCGCGUGUACAGCGGUCAUCACAAAGCCGUCACGUGUUGCGCGCUCAACGACAGCGCCGUCGGCGACGCCGCGGAGGCGGAAAUUAGUAAUGAAUAG